AUUAAACAUAUCGUGGUUCAUUUUGUUUGUAAUACGCGUGGAAGUGGGAAAGGGAGGGAGAUGGUGGUGUGUGCGUGUUGUUAUUCGUUAUGUUUUCGUACGCACAUCACAGAAAUCGAAUAAUCUUCUUUUAUGAAUCGAUUGCUUCAAUAGGAUCUGAUCUUCGUAGGAUUUGCCAAAAAGAAUUAGAUUUUGAAGCAAUUCGUCUUUGUGGGUAACGUUCAUUCUUUCCAAUCCCUCAAAAUUCCAUUUUUUGGUUUUGGGAUCAGUGGGAAAUGGAGAAGGUGAUCAACAUUCUGAAGCCGAAGCCAAACCCACAGCAGCAAUUGAGAGACUGGCAGCGCAGGCUUCGCCAAGAGUGUCGCAACAUUGAACGCCAAAUUCGCGAUAUACAGAGAGAAGAAAAAAAUGUGCAGAAGGCGAUUAAGGAAGCUGCGAAGAGGAAUGACAUGGGCUCUGCUAAGGCACUUGCUAAGGAACUCGUGAGAUCUAGGAAAACAGUGAACCGUCUUUAUGAAAAUAAGGCACAAUUGAAUUCAAUAUCAAUGCACCUUGGAGAGAGUGUUGCAAUUGCUCGUACUGUGGGACAUCUAUCAAAGAGUGCUGAGGUUAUGAAGCUUGUCAAUAACCUCAUGAAGGCUCCUGAAAUGGCUGUGACAAUGCAAGAGUUCAGCAAAGAAAUGACUAAGGCAGGAGUUAUUGAGGAGAUAGUAAAUGAUGCUGUUGACUCAGCACUAGAUUCGGAAGACAUAGAAGAUGAGAUAGAAGAAGAAGUUGAUAAAGUUUUAACUGCAAUAGCUGGUGAGACAGCUGCACAACUUCCUGAAGCUGUGAGGAAAGAAAGGGUGAAGCAACCUGCUCAAAGGGUCGGAGCCACAGAGGAGGAAGAGGCUAUAACUGAGGGUGUUGAUGAUGAGGAAGAAAUGGAAGAAAUAAGGGCCCGACUUGCUAAAGUUAGGUCAUAAACAAGUUUCUAGUCUUGCCCUGCUAUAUUAUAAGAGAGAUGUUCACAUGUUUAUAUCCUAUUUGUCAUAUUUGGAUUGGAAAAGACAACCAAUACUACAACUGAGAAUAGUACUGGAAUGGGCAGUUCCUAUAUGUAAAUAACACGAAGUUCUUGAAACUUGAAAGUGUAUCAAGCUGUAGAUUUUUUAAGUUUAUAAGAUUAAGCGCAAAACUAACUUUGUCCA
Messenger RNA from Gastrolobium bilobum, 1190 nucleotides. RefSeq names its product vacuolar protein sorting-associated protein 24 homolog 1. Gene Ontology annotation, cellular component: multivesicular body; ESCRT III complex. The coding region runs from base 276 to 965 and encodes 229 amino acids. NCBI's taxonomy places the organism in Eukaryota, Viridiplantae, Streptophyta, Magnoliopsida, Fabales, Fabaceae. The record is from RefSeq and is a predicted model, not a curated record. The transcript has 6 exons. Gene Ontology annotation, biological process: late endosome to vacuole transport; endosome transport via multivesicular body sorting pathway; protein transport.